Xiphophorus couchianus (Monterrey platyfish) is the source of this 948-nucleotide messenger RNA. Its product is annotated as odorant receptor 131-2-like. The record is from RefSeq and is a predicted model, not a curated record. Gene Ontology annotation, biological process: detection of chemical stimulus involved in sensory perception of smell; G protein-coupled receptor signaling pathway. Gene Ontology annotation, cellular component: membrane. NCBI's taxonomy places the organism in Eukaryota, Metazoa, Chordata, Actinopteri, Cyprinodontiformes, Poeciliidae. Gene Ontology annotation, molecular function: odorant binding; G protein-coupled receptor activity; olfactory receptor activity. The coding region runs from base 1 to 948 and encodes 315 amino acids. The transcript has 2 exons.
AUGAAUUCCUCAUCUUUAAACUUCACUGUGUCAAGCAGCCUGACUUAUAGAGACUCUCCCAGCUCUGCUGUGGCUAAAAAUGUGAUCAUCGUGGCUCUUGGCAUCACCAUCAACUAUAUCAAUGGGACAUUGAUUCACACCUUCAGAAAACACCAGAUUUUUUAUUUGAAUCCUCGUUACAUCCUUUUCAUCCAUCUGGUGAUAAAUGACAUGAUCCAGUUGACUACAACAAUCAGCUUAUUUGUGUUUAGUUAUGUCUUCCAAAAAAUUAAUGCUUCCUUAUGUUGCUUCAUUGUUACCUUUGCUGUUUUCACCACUCUUAAUACUCCGUUAAAUUUAGCUCUGAUGGCGGUGGAGUGCUAUAUCGCUGUCUGUUUCCCACUGCGACAUGCUGAACUUUGCACCAUAAAACGAACAUAUUUUCUCAUUGGCUGUAUUUGGAGUUUAAGCGUAGUAUCAAUUUUGCCAGAUAUCUUUCUUAUCCUUGCAACAGAGCCUCUAAGGCUAUUUUACGCUACAAUAUUUUGUGACAGAGACAUUCUGUUCCAACAUCCUAUAAGUAUUCAAAAGAGGGAUGCUUCUUACAUAAUCUUUUUAUCUCUUGUAUGGCUCACCCUUUUCCUUACUUAUUUAAGGAUAUUUUUUGCUGCUCAAGCUGCUAGUUCAGCUGAAGGAAAGGUGAAACGAGUCAGGAAUACUGUCCUACUUCAUGGCUUUCAGCUAUUUUUGUGCAUGCUGACAUAUGUAGCUCCUAUGGCAAAAAACGCCCUGUCAUUUCUGUUCCCGAAAUAUAAUGUUCAUAUCCUUUUUGUCUGGUACAUAUUGGCCCAGAUACUGCCCAGGUUUUUGAAUCCUAUUGUGUACGGGCUGCGAGAUAAAACAUUCAAACAGUAUUUGAGAAAGUAUCUGCUGUGCACCAUCAGAACAGCCAACAAACUUUAUCCUUGA